Haemonchus placei is the source of this 294-nucleotide messenger RNA. The record is from the annotation of a GenBank genome assembly. Lineage: Eukaryota; Metazoa; Nematoda; Chromadorea; Rhabditida; Trichostrongylidae.
AUGUAUCCCAGUUCCCAGAUCUCUAUUCUAAGGAAUCGGUCUCCACCAUCGGUCCUUGUCGUGGGAACCUGCUGUGCUAUUCCUUGCUAUGCCGUCCUCCACCUUUACCGAGUCAAUGCUUGCAUCCACGACGAUCUCAUCUGUCUGCCCUCCUCAGCUGUCGCUAAUCCGCUAGGCCAGCCUGCUAAAGACAAUCGCCAGCAAUUAGAUCUGGCGACGCACGGAUCUUCCUGCCACCGUCUUUGUCGGCUUGCCGAGGGUAAUGCACCGCAUGGACCUACAGAACGAAAUUAG